Panthera uncia (snow leopard) is the source of this 383-nucleotide messenger RNA. RefSeq names its product COMM domain containing 6 (gene COMMD6). The transcript has 2 exons. The record is from RefSeq and is a predicted model, not a curated record. Gene Ontology annotation, molecular function: NF-kappaB binding. Bases 57 to 233 code for a protein of 58 amino acids. NCBI's taxonomy places the organism in Eukaryota, Metazoa, Chordata, Mammalia, Carnivora, Felidae.
CUGUAUUGUUCUGUAAUGUUUCAUUACAGCUUGUAGAUUUUCAGUGGAAACUGGGGAUGGCAGUGAGCUCAGACAGUUGCAGAUCUCUCAAGUAUCCUUACGUUGCAGUGUUGCUGAAGGUGAUGGAUCAUUCAGGCCAAGUGAAGAACAAGUCCUUUGAAAUGACAAUUCCACAGUUUCAGAAUUUCUACAGACAGUUCAAGGAAAUUGCUGCAGUUAUUGAAACUGUGUGAAAACUGAUUACUUGGUUGAUAAGUUGUGGCCAUCAUUCUAAAAUCAUGGACUUCACUUUCUGUAACAAACUGUAUAUGGAUCCAAUGAUAUUUAUUGACUGAAAAUUGUACUUUUGUUUUUCUAUUUUUUAAUAAUAAAAAAUCACACAA